AUGGCCGGCCAAAUAAUCAUCGUUUCCGGGUUGAACCCGGUGGCCAUUCUUCAGUCCACAAUUGGCGGCGGAGCUUCUCCUACAGCGGCGGCGGCGGCGGAAAACGUCACCAGAAAAGUCAUCCCUCUUUCAAGAGAUGCCUUACAAGAUUUCAUGUUAUCAAUCAUAACCCAAAAAUUACAAGAUGAGAAACAACCUUUUUACGUGUUAGAUUUGGGUGAGGCUGUUUCUCUUAUGGACCAAUGGAAAUCUGCUCUCCCAAAUAUCCGUCCAUUUUACGCUAUUAAAUGUAACCCUGAACGGUCGUUCCUUUCAAUUUUAUCUGUUAUGGGCUCAAAUUUUGAUUGUGCUAGCCGAGCUGAAAUUGAGUAUGUUUUAUCUCUUGGCAUUUCACCUGACCGUAUUGUUUUCUUAAAUCCAUGCAAACUGGAAUCCGAUAUUAUUUUUGCAGCAAAAGUUGGGGUGAAUCUUACAACAUAUGAUUCAGAAGACGAGGUUUACAAGAUCUGA
This is a messenger RNA of Nicotiana tabacum (common tobacco), 510 nucleotides long. Its product is annotated as ornithine decarboxylase 1B, chloroplastic-like. The record is from RefSeq and is a predicted model, not a curated record. Lineage: Eukaryota; Viridiplantae; Streptophyta; Magnoliopsida; Solanales; Solanaceae. Gene Ontology annotation, cellular component: cytoplasm. Gene Ontology annotation, molecular function: ornithine decarboxylase activity.